Messenger RNA from Vigna umbellata (rice bean), 1446 nucleotides. Its product is annotated as serine/arginine repetitive matrix-like protein. The record is from RefSeq and is a predicted model, not a curated record. NCBI's taxonomy places the organism in Eukaryota, Viridiplantae, Streptophyta, Magnoliopsida, Fabales, Fabaceae.
CACACACACUCCAAACACCAAAUUGUAUGGCACAUGCUCCUUCCAACUCAAUGGACCCCAAUACCCUCCCUUAAAAUCUAUGCCAUCCCUUUCCCCUCUUUCUUUCUUUAAUGCCUCAUUCUCUCUUUCUCUCUCUUCAUCCUCUCAUCUUAACAUCACAACACAAGAACCUUCACCCACCGCUGCAAAACGCCAUAAAUUCAACACAACACAACUUUCUCAACACACAGACAUGGACAAACCACAAACACUUCUCUCUCCCAACGCCACCAACUGUAAUUCACCGGAAUUCGAGUUCUGGAUGCUCCGAAACCCUUCUUUCCCUCAACCUCACCUUCUCUCCGCCGAUGAGCUCUUUGUCGACGGCGUCCUUCUCCCCCUCCACCUCCUCCCAAACAAACCACACCCCUCUCCCAAAGCCUCCACCUUUACACCUCCGAUCCACGAACCCGACCCCGAACCUGGUUCACCCCCCGACCCAGAACCUUCCCCUUCCAUUUUAACCGAACCCACCACCUCCUCGUCCGCCUCCAAACGCUGGAGGGACAUUUUCAGAAAGACCGAUAAGAAAAACACGGAAAACACCGAAGACAAAGAGAAAGGGAAAAAGAGAGAGAGAAAAAGUGGCACUUCAGCGAGUUCCGCGGAAUUGAACAUCAACAUAUGGCCCUUCUCCCGGAGCAGGUCCGCGGGAAAUGCGGGUACCAGACCCAAGCUCUUCGCCGGAGCUCCGUUGACCCGGAAGGUAAACAGCGCACCUUGCUCCCGGAGCAACUCCGCCGGCGAGUCCAAGUCCAGAAAGUGGCCCAGCAGUCCUGGCCGGGCCGGCGUCCACGUAGGCCGGAGCAGCCCCGUCUGGCAGGUCCGCCGCAAAACCUCCGACCCUCCUAAAUCUCGCCGAAGCAAAGUCACCGGCGGAGGAGGAACCGCGAGGGUUUUGAAUCUGAACGUCCCCAUGUGCAUUGGCUACAGGCACCACCUGAGCUGCAGAAGCGACGAGAACAGCGCCGUGGGUGUCAGUGGCGGCGGCAUCCUCACCAGCGGUAACAGUAGUACUACUACUAAUAAUAAUAAUACUCAUAAUAGUAACAGUGGAGGCAAUGAUGGAGGAAGUGGGGGUAACAUUUUUAACCUUCGCAACCUCUUCACCAAAAAAUGCGUAGUAACUUCUCACUAGUGUUACUUUUUAACCGCGCCAUAAGUUGUAUAAUUAGUGUUGUUUUUUUUUGGGGGUUUUAUUUAGAUUUUCGUAUACGGAAAGCUAUAGUUUCUCUUUUCAUUUUGUGACUUUGUAUGUAACAAAAAAGGUAUCUCUUUCUGACUUACAGAGGUUAGGAGUUGAAAUUAGAUUCGUUCAUGUCAUAGCUCGUAAAUGGUAUCUUUUCCUUUGUGCUCUUCCUCGUGUAAUCUGAAAUGCUUUAUCAGAAUGUAUUUACUAUUAUAUUA